CCGGAAACAAGGAAGUAGCGCAAUAGCACCAGCAGCAAAACUCUUCAUCGUUUACUGCUGGAUGUCACUCCCUGCGAGGUGUAAAAAGUAGACAAUAUGGGGCUCCUGUCUGACCCAAACAGAAGAAGAGCUCUGAUCACUCUCCUCACCCGCCUCAACGCUCCCAUAUGUGUGGUCUGCUACAUGGCGGGUGUGGCCUGGUUCAUGGGACUCGCCUUUGAGCCGUUCACUCUGCGGACCUACAUGUCAGAGAACGCCAUGGGCUCCACGAUGGUAGAGGAGCGUUUUCCUGCUGGAGAGAGGGCUCUGGCCACAGGCAGGGAGUUUGCAGCACACAAGAGGAAAGCUGGUGGUAUGCCGGUGGAUUGGCUGGUGAAGACCCUGCAGGCUCGCGGGCUUGAAGUGUUCACUCAAAGAUUCUCACGCACCCUUCCUUUCCCAGAUGAAAACAAAGAGAGAUUUAUGGUGAAAGGCACAAACGUGUAUGGAAUCCUGCGAGCCCCCAGAGCUCCACGGACAGAGGCUCUGGUCCUGAGCGCCCCCUGCAGUCCAGGAGAAAACAACAACCAGGCUGUGGGGCUGCUGCUCGGACUGGCACAAUACUUUAGAAAUCAGAUUUAUUGGGCUAAAGACAUCAUAUUCUUGGUGAAUGAACAUGAUCUGAUCGGCAUGCAGGCCUGGCUGGAGGGCUAUCACCACACCAACACGACAGGCAUGGACUGGUCUCCGCUGCAGGGUCGAGGGGGUUCAAUCCAAGCGGCUCUGUCGUUAGAACUGAGCAGUGACGUUGUGACCAGUUUAGACCUCGUACUGGAGGGUCUGAACGGGCAGCUUCCCAACCUGGACUUGGCAAAUCUAUUCUACGCAUUUUGCCAGAAGAUUGGAGUCCUCUGUACCAUACAAGGAAAGUUGCAGAGGAAUGACUGGGACAGUGUUUCGGGCUACAGUCACGCUGUCCAGACGAUGAUGCUGAUGGUGAUGAAGCAGGCGAGCGGUCGGCCCUGGGGAGACCACGGCCUGUUUCUGCGUUACCACAUCGAAGCCGCCAGCAUCAAAGGAAUCAACAGCUUCAGACAAUACAAGACGGACACGACCACUAUCGGCAGACUUCUUGAAGGAAUGUACCGUAAACUGAACAAUCUCCUGGAGCGUCUUCACCAGUCGUACUUCUUCUACCUGAUGCCCUCCCUGUCUCAUUUCGUCUCUAUUGGAUACUACAUGCCCGCGUUCGGUCUGCUCGCCGCCAUCCUCUUCAUGAGAGCCUUAGAUCUUUGGGUUCAACUGACCGCUCCCCCACUGCCACCAGAAGAGGGCGCCGCUCACAUUAAACAAUCCAGUCCUGGGGUCCUGUCGGUGUUGACUCCUCUGGUGAUCAGUCAUGUGACUGGAGCGGCUCUGUACGCACUGCCCAUCCACUUCCAGCAGGUGGCAGUAGAGCACUUCCCCGUGUCUGAGACGGAGGCCGUGGUGCUGACGGCUAUAGCGGUGUACACGGCCGGGCUGGCGCUACCACACAACACACACAGGCUGCUGUCUGGAGAGGGCACGGAGCAGGGCUGGAGGGUGCUGAAGCUGGUGGCGGUGCUGUACCUGGCCGUGCUGUUGGGUUGUACCGCUCUCAUUAACUUCUCCCUGGGCUUCAUUCUGGCUCUCACCCUCGUGCCCAUCGCCGCCUUUGUCACGCCGCACGUCCCCAAGGUCCUGUCAGCGUUCGUCCUGGUCUUCCUGAGUCCAGCCUGCACGCUCCUCUUCUCCGUCUUCUUCUUCCAGGAGCUGCAGGAGGUGCCCGUGAGCUUCCAGGAGGGUUGGAUGCUCUUCCUGUCCGUCAUAUCCCAGGGAAUUCUGGACCACUCCCUGUACGGCUCCCUGGUCUACCCCCUCAUCUCGCUGCUUGUCUAUCCCUGCUGGCUUCUCUUCUGGAACAUCCUCUUCUGGAACUAGAGCCCACGAUGGUGAGAUUUGAACGGGAUAUGGACAAAUUCACCGGUUGACUUUUGACCAAAGGAAUAGUUUGAGGGAAUGUGCUGUUUAUGCAUCGGUUAAUUCAAGAGUAUAGCGCCCUCUGCUGAUACUGAGGUCUCUGGGGAUGGAGGUAACUUUUUGUUUGAGAAAAUUCAAUUGUGUCAACUGGACAAAAGUUUUUUAGAGUGAAGACCACAGACUGUGUAAAGAAGUGGACUAAGUGAGUGUGAUGUGUGUAACUUGAUUUACGGACAAAAUAUUGAAAUAAAAACCCCAGGGUCAUAUAGAGCGGAUUUAUACGAACAUUUAAGACCAAAAUGACGAGUCUGACAGCAGCAGGUACAGAGAGGCCAUAGUUUUUCAAUGUAAAGUCUGAAGUGCGCACAUGAUCACUGUUUGGAACGAGGCGGCGGCAGGUUAGACAUGUCCAUUUAUAUAAACGUCGCUGCUCUCCCAAGUGGCUUCUUCAGCUGUGGUCAGGCGCUGCUGGACACUGCGUUAGAUCUAUGUGAAGGGAGGAGCUAACGACACUGAAACAACAGUUUAUUUACAUAUUCUGUUUAUUGGGCUAUUGAACUACAAACUACUUUUGCCUCGUUGACAGAAGUGAAUUUUCUUUUGCUGUGGAACCUGAAGGAGCGAUUAGCAUGUGUGUAUGAAGGGCUCUGUGUUUGCAGCUCAACACUGUAUAUUUAUUGAAAUUAUAAUCGUGUAAUGUUUUUCUUUUAAUGUUUUCAGCAAAUAAUUAAUUUCUCCUCACCCACAGUUGUUCAGGUUCAAACAGUAUGAAGCUCAACAGUGAGUCGGCUCAGGGUCCAGAAGGAAAUUAAUAUUUGAAUUUUUCACAAUGUCUGUGUGAAAAAUGAAUAAAGAGUUCAAAGGCAUCGCGGAGGCUAACGAGCUACGUGCUAACUGAUCCAUAACAUGUUAAAGUCCCAAAAGUCCGUUUCAAAUGCAAGAUUCUGCAAAAUAUUUUAAUAACUUGGCGGUUUAUAAAGUUUCAGAAACAGAUUUCAAAUAAAAUUAUAACUUUUGUCAUCAUUAGUUCCACGUAGCUAAUUGUCCCGUGCAGCUUUCAAACUUUUAAUAAAACAUUUUUUCAGAGUCUAUGAGAAAACUGAAUGUGAAAUUUUGAUCUGUAUCGGCAACUGGAAUAUUUUGCUUUUCUUUCACAUUCUGUUGAUUUAACAGUUGGAUCACGAACAUGUACAACAAACAUUAUGCAAACCUAUUUUAAAAUAUUUUUCCUUUUUUAUACUAAGAGGGAAAUUAUUUACAACACAUGACACUUACAGAAGAGAAACAUUACACUAAACUUAAAUGUACGGAGCCCGGCAUAGGACAUCUGCAAAAUAGAAUAUUAAUGCCACGAGAGAAUAUCCUGUGGGAACGACUUAAAAAAUAAUGUCACUACCUUAUGAUAAUUAAGUUAAAUAUCUCAUGCGCACGGGAAAAUAUAUGUAUAGAACUUAUUAUGUUCCCUCCAGAUAAUAUAUUAUUCUCCUGAAGUCAUCUGCGGGGCUCUGUAUAAUUGUUCCAAUUGUUUUGCCUUUAAUAUAAAAUGUUAAUGUUCUUUUUGUAGUUUUGUUGUGUGUACGUUUAUGGGAGGUGGUUUGUGUCUGACUGCUAUAUUUGACUGCCUUUUUAAAUGUUUUUUUAUUUAUAUUGUUGAAAUAAAAUGUGAAAUUAUU
Messenger RNA from Periophthalmus magnuspinnatus, 3653 nucleotides. It is a transcript of the gene gpaa1, whose product is annotated as glycosylphosphatidylinositol anchor attachment 1. Gene Ontology annotation, biological process: attachment of GPI anchor to protein. The record is from RefSeq and is a predicted model, not a curated record. The transcript is spliced from 13 exons. Bases 97 to 1941 code for a protein of 614 amino acids. Gene Ontology annotation, cellular component: membrane; GPI-anchor transamidase complex. NCBI's taxonomy places the organism in Eukaryota, Metazoa, Chordata, Actinopteri, Gobiiformes, Gobiidae.